Messenger RNA from Lathyrus oleraceus (garden pea), 745 nucleotides. Its product is annotated as beta-glucosidase 13. Lineage: Eukaryota; Viridiplantae; Streptophyta; Magnoliopsida; Fabales; Fabaceae. Gene Ontology annotation, biological process: carbohydrate metabolic process. Gene Ontology annotation, molecular function: beta-glucosidase activity. The transcript is spliced from 4 exons. The coding region runs from base 1 to 627 and encodes 208 amino acids. The record is from RefSeq and is a predicted model, not a curated record.
AUGACAACAGGAGAGUAUCCACUAAGCAUGUUGUCUUUUGUGGGAAAUCGGUUACCAAAGUUCACUCGAGAGCAAUCCAAGAUACUUACCGGCUCAUUUGAUUUUAUUGGAGUCAAUUACUACACUUCAAAUUAUGCGGCCAAUAUACCACAUUCAAAUAACGUCACAAGCAAAUCUACCUAUUUCAAGGAUACUCAUGUCAACUUAACAACUGAGCGAAAUGGGAUACCAAUUGGACCACGGGCUGCUUCGCCUUGGCUAUUUGUUUAUCCAAGGGGGAUUCAGGAACUACUACUGUACACAAAGACAAAGUCUAACAAUCCUUUGAUAUACAUCAAAGAAAAUGGUAUGGAUGAGUUGAACGAUCCAACACUAUCACUUGAAGAGGCGCUUUCGGAUACUUAUAGAUAUGAUUACUUUUAUCGUCAUCUUUAUUAUAUUUCAUCUGCAAUCAAGCAUGGCGUGAAAGUACAAGGAUAUUUCGCAUGGUCACUUUUAGAUAACUUUGAAUGGAUUGCCGGAUACACCAUGCGUUUUGGAAUUAACUUUGUUGAUUACAAAGAUAAUCUUAAAAGACACCAUAAACUCUCUGCCCAUUGGUUUAGGAAUUUUCUUAAAAAACAUUAGAGUUACAACUUAAUGUCUUGUUGAUCUCCAAUAGUAUGAUAUGAUCUUGAUCAUUAAUCGUAAUACAAAGUGAAAAUUGUAAUAUUGGAUUUGAAUAACAAUUGAGCUCUAGCUAGAA